Messenger RNA from Sesamum indicum (sesame), 2030 nucleotides. Its product is annotated as CBL-interacting serine/threonine-protein kinase 6. Gene Ontology annotation, biological process: protein phosphorylation; signal transduction. Gene Ontology annotation, molecular function: protein serine/threonine kinase activity; ATP binding. NCBI's taxonomy places the organism in Eukaryota, Viridiplantae, Streptophyta, Magnoliopsida, Lamiales, Pedaliaceae. The record is from RefSeq and is a predicted model, not a curated record.
GGCUGAGGAAGAAGAGAGAAUUGAAAGCCGAAACUCUCAUCUACCCAAGAAAUUUUGGUGCUCCAAACCGUACCACAUUUCUCUCUCUCUCUCUCUCUCAUUGUUUACUAGAUUGGAGAGAGUCCCACCAGGGAAUGCAGAGAGAUGAGAAGAACUCCGGUUUCUAACCCCGAAUUGGGCGGCGGGAGGGCCAAGAAACCGCUCACUAGCGGCCGUAAUUGCCACCGGAAACACGUCGAAGACGGGUGAAACCGCCACCACCACCAGUACCACAAGUAAACCCACCAAAUCCACCACCACUACUUGUAAUUACUUUUUUGUUAAGUGCACAUACGAAACCUAUCGAGUUAUCCGUCAGAUAUGACUAUGGCGGCUGAAGAAAAAUGCGGCGUGUUACAUGGGAAGUACGAGCUGGGCAGGAUUUUGGGCCACGGCACCUUUGCGAAAGUAUACCAUGCCCGGAACUUGCAGACGGGCAAGAGCGUAGCGAUGAAGAUUGUGGGCAAGGAGAAGGUGAUUCGAGUCGGGAUGAUGGAGCAAGUGAAGCGCGAGAUCUCCGUCAUGAAGAUGAUGCACCACCCCAACAUCGUCGAGCUCCACGAGGUCAUGGCUAGCAAGACCAAGAUUUAUUUCGCCAUGGAGUUUGUCCGCGGCGGCGAACUCUUUGCGAAGAUCGCAAAGGGCCGGUUGCGGGAGGACGCCGCCCGGAACUACUUUCAGCAAUUGAUCUCUGCCAUCGAUUUUUGCCACAGCCGCGGUGUUUACCACCGUGAUUUGAAGCCUGAGAAUCUGCUUCUGGACGAAGAAGGGAUGCUCAAGGUAACAGAUUUCGGGCUGAGCGCGUUCUCCGACCAUCUACGGCAGGACGGGUUGUUGCACACGACGUGCGGCACCCCAGCCUAUGUUGCGCCGGAGGUGAUUGGGAAGAAAGGCUACGAUGGGGCGAAGGCCGAUAUUUGGUCGUGUGGCGUGAUUCUUUUUGUUCUUUUAGCUGGUUAUUUGCCUUUCCAGGACGACAACAUUGUCGCCAUGUAUAGAAAGAUUUACAGGGGGGAUUUCAAGUGCCCGCCCUGGUUUUCGCCAGAAUCACGGAAACUAAUCACCAAAAUGCUGGAUCCGAAUCCGAGCACGAGAAUCAGCAUAGCGAAAAUCAUGGAAUCCUCGUGGUUCAAGAAAUCGUUGUCCAAAGGUUUGAGGACUAAGGAAGAGCAGGAAUUGGCGGUGGAAGAUGAAGUUAACGUGGGUAAGGGGAAGGAAACGGAGACGUUGAAUGCUUUCCAUAUAAUUUCCUUGUCGGAAGGAUUUGAUCUGUCGCCGCUCUUCGAGGAGAAGAAGAGGGUUGAGAAAGAAGAACUGAGAUUCGCCACCACGAGGCCCGCCAGCAGUGUGAUUUCCAAGCUUGAAGAGGUGGCCAAGACGAAGAAUUUCAGCAUCAAGAAAAGCGAUUCCUGCGUGAGGUUACAGGGGCAAGCGACUGGGAGAAAAGGGAAGCUUGGGAUCGCCGCCGAUAUCUUUGCGGUGGCGCCGUCGUUCCUGGUGGUUGAGGUGAAGAAGUCAAGCGGCGACACCUUGGAGUACAACCAGUUCUGCAGCAAAGAGCUGAGACCGGCGCUUAAAGACAUCGUUUGGACAUCGACGACUGGGAACACAGUGCCGGCUUGAUCAUCAGAAGUUGCAAGGCCGAGAGUUCUGAAUCGAAAAACAAAAACAAAACUUGUAUGAAUAAACAAUUGUUUUGUUUUGUUUUGUUAUGGUAUUGUUGUUAGAUUGUUUGUCUUGAAAAUUUAUUUAGAACUUAAUUUGCGGAAGUAGUAUCUGAAAUUGAUUUGUUGAUGUUUCAGUUUCUCAGUCUCUCUCUGUCUGUGUUCAGACAAUCUGCUUUCCAUUGUUCUUGACGACUUUGUAUGUAUCAUGUAUGUAUCUGUGUGUGUGUGAUUCAGAUUUCAGAAUGUUCAAGUUGUGAACAUGUAUGUUUUAGCCUUUCUGUAAAUUGGGUUCUUUCAAUGAAUCGCCGCUGUUGUAUCAAUCAA